UUAUAUUUCCAUCGUCACAUUAGUUUCAACAAUAGAUCGGUCUAAAGCUGCAUUUAACAAACGGCUUUAAUAAUAUCGAUAAAUAUAUUUUUGUAUAUACCUGCAAAAGAGGACAUCAUAUUAUUUGUUUUUAAAUAUUUAAAAUCGUAAAGUUUUGUAGUUUCGCGCCAAAAAAUAUUUAAUAUUUAAUUUGUGACCACAGAGUGAUUUUGUUUAAAAUAAGAGAGAGCCUUUUUCGUAUUAGAUAAAUAAAUUUGGAUAAAGGAAUUUUCAACAUGAAAGUGGUGAUAUUUGCAACGAUUAUAGCGUUGAGCACCAGUGCUCGUCUAGACAACAAUUACCUGCCACCGCCUCCAGGUGCGGCUGGGGCUGGAGGUGGUCCUGGACUUCCGACGCCUGGUUUCUCGGGUGGAAAUGGAGGUCUAGGUGGAUUUGGAGGUGGUGGUAGCCCAGGGCGACCAGGAGGUGGCGGUUACAGCGGUGGUGGUGGAGGCCGUGGAGGUGGUGGCGGUGGAGGAGGUGGUGCUGGACCAUCGGGACCAUCUGGACCACCAAUUGAAAUCAUCUCGUAUGAGAACGAGAACUACGGUGACGGAACUUACAAGUUUAGCUACGAGACUGCCAAUGGAAUCAAGGCCGAAGAGACUGGUGAUGUCAAGAACAAGGGCUCCGAGAAUGAGAUUCCAGUGGUGAUGGGAUCCUACUCGUACACGGAUCCUGACGGUCAGCUCAUCACAAUCACAUACGUCGCCGAUGAGAACGGUUUCCAACCUCAGGGAGAUCAUCUGCCAACCCCUCCCCCAAUUCCGGAAGCUAUUGCCAAGGCUCUUGCUGCGACUGCCGCUGCUCAGGGUAAUGCUGGUGCUGGAGCCGGAGGUGGUGCCGGAGGUUAUGGUGGCGCCGGAGGUGGUGCCAAGGCCGGAGGAUAUGGUGGACCAGGAGGUGCUGGUUACGGAGGCAACGGAGGCGGCAAUGGUGGUGGAGGCGGUCGUGGAGGCAAUGGCAAUGGACGCAACGGCGGCGGCGGCGGUGGUGGAGGUGGUUUCGGAGGUGGUGCCGGUGGUGGAGCUGGUGGUGGAGGCGGUUAUGGUGGCGGUGCUGGUGCCGGCGGUGGUAAUGGAGGUGGUGGUGGUGGUGGCCGACCUGGCAACGGGCAAUUCAGUCUUCAAUCCGGCUACAACUAUUAAGAUUCUCUCACGAAAGCUUCGAAUUACGGAACAACAAACAUUCUCAAUCCCAUUUACCUUUGUAUAAAAAUAAGUGCUAUAAUUUAUUGAAUGAAUUUUGUUUUUAAUUUUUUUUAUUUGUAUAAUUUGUUUGCCAUUUGUCUUAUCAAAAAGAAAAAAGAUGCAAAACAAAGAAAUAACUUGGAUGGAUGGUUGGCAUUUAUUUUGAGUUAAUUUUUGUUUUUAUAAUUUUUUGGUAAUAAAUAUUUAGAUGAUUAAGAAUCGAUUUAUGUUUAUAUACGAAUAUUUAUGUAGAUAUAUGGCUAGUGACCCAAUGUCGUUUUUAAUUUGUUUUUAUUAUUAUUUUGAUUUUUAUUUGAUAUGAUACUCAUGUAAAUCCUACCCGUUGUAAAAUAAAUAUGGAAAGUUAUUUUUCGAAAGGGUUUACUUAUGCUUAAUGUAUGAUAUAAAAAUAAAAAUAAAUUGUAUAACCAUUAUUAUUAUGAAUGUAAUAUUUUUUUGUUUUUAAUAAAUUAUUUGUCCUUUUUUGUACUCAAAGUGAAUUUAUUCGUAUAAAUAAAUAUCUAAUGAACAAUAAAUAAAGAGUUCAAAGAAAAUUAAAACAAAAACAAAA
Molecule: messenger RNA, 1800 nt
Organism: Eupeodes corollae
Lineage: Eukaryota; Metazoa; Arthropoda; Insecta; Diptera; Syrphidae
Product: pupal cuticle protein 20-like
Exons: 2
Coding region: 276-1187 (303 amino acids)
Cellular component (GO): chitin-based extracellular matrix
Molecular function (GO): structural constituent of chitin-based larval cuticle
Source: RefSeq, a predicted model, not a curated record